UGAGUGUGACCCUCCAGAGUCCAGUGGCCAAUACAAAAGAAAAAUCUUCACGGACUCAUUAGCCCAUGAGAACUGCAAUUUUGAUUCUUUCUCUCCCGCUGACUCGAUUUCGGGUUGUUUGUCUGUAAGAAUUUAAUGGAAUUCCAGGGUAUCAUCCACCUCCCUAUCACGGGCAGGAAACAAACAACUUGUAUUGUAACUCUAUAAAUGUACUUACAGGGACAAAUAUAUAUAUGCCCAUAGCCUUCCCCCUCGAAGCUCUGCCUCUGCAGUACCUGGAGUCAUGGCUCCUAAACAAAACAGGGCAGAGAGAAGUUUUGGUUCUGUGUCUUUGCUUAUGUUAUUGAUCAUUGUUUUCUUCUGUUCCAGGGAGGUUUCAAGCCAAUCUCCUGUUUUUGCUUGUGAUGUUAGUAAGAAUCCUGGGUUGGGUGCAUUUGGGUUCUGUAAUUCUUCAUUGGGGAUUGCAGCGAGGGUGGAUGAUUUGGUGAAGAGGCUAACAUUGCAGGAGAAGAUUGGGUUUCUUGUGGAUAAAGCAGGGGCUGUGAGUCGGCUUGGAAUCCCAAGUUACGAGUGGUGGUCGGAAGCGUUACAUGGAGUUUCUUACGUGGGUCCUGGCACACAUUUCUCUAAUGCUGUUCCUGCAGCCACUAGCUUUCCUCUGGUUAUUCUAACUGCGGCUUCCUUCAAUACUUCUCUUUUUGAGGCCAUUGGCAAGGUGGUGUCCACAGAAGCUAGAGCAAUGUAUAAUGUGGGUUUAGCUGGGUUGACAUUUUGGAGCCCAAACAUCAAUAUAGUAAGGGACCCAAGAUGGGGAAGAACUCUGGAGACUCCAGGGGAAGACCCAUUGCUCACCAGUAAAUAUGCAACUGGUUAUGUGAGAGGUUUACAACAAAGUGACGAUGGCGAUCCAAAUCGGCUUAAAGUUGCUGCUUGCUGUAAGCAUUAUACAGCUUAUGAUAUAGAUAACUGGAAAGGAGUAGAUCGCUAUCACUUCAAUGCUGUGGUAACUAAACAGGACAUGGAUGAUACAUUCCAACCACCAUUCAAGAGCUGUGUUAUUGAUGGGAAUGUUGCAAGUGUAAUGUGCUCUUACAACCAAGUAAAUGGGAAACCUACCUGUGCAGAUCCAGACCUCCUUGCUGGUGUCAUUAGGGGUGAAUGGCAACUUAAUGGGUACAUAGUUUCAGACUGUGAUUCGGUAGAUGUGCUCUACAACUCUCAACACUACACCAAAUCACCGGAAGAAGCAGCGGCUAAGUCUAUAUUAGCCGGGUUGGAUCUGAACUGUGGAUCCUUCCUCGGCCAACACACUGAAGCUGCAGUAAAAGCUGGACUUUUGGAUGAGUCGGCCGUCAGUAAGGCCAUCUCCAACAAUUUUGCCACUCUAAUGCGGCUUGGCUUCUUCGAUGGUGACCCAAGUAAGCAGCUCUAUGGGAAGCUUGGUCCAAAGGACGUCUGCACACAAGAGCACCAAGAGCUAGCCCGUGAAGCUGCACGGCAGGGGAUUGUCUUGUUGAAGAACAGCCCUGGAUCAUUGCCAUUAUCACCUUCCACCAUCAAGUCUCUAGCAGUGAUUGGACCCAAUGCGAACGUAACAAAGACCAUGAUUGGCAACUACGAAGGUACUCCAUGCAGAUACACAACUCCUCUUCAAGGCCUGACAGCCUCAGUUCCUACACUCUAUCAACAAGGCUGCCCAAAUGUGGCAUGCACCACUGCCCAACUAGAUGAUGCUAAGAAAAUAGCAAACCAAGCUGAUGCCACAGUUUUAGUUGUUGGUGCUGAUCUAUCAAUCGAGGCAGAGAGUCGUGAUAGGGUCGACAUUCGUCUCCCUGGACAGCAGUCACUUCUUGUAACAGAGGUUGCAAAGGCAGCCAAGGGACCUGUGAUUCUUGUUAUAAUGUCAGGAGGAGGGAUGGAUAUCACAUUUGCAAAAAAUGACGAUAAGGUUACGAGCAUACUGUGGGUUGGUUACCCUGGUGAAGCCGGGGGCGCUGCUAUCGCGGAUGUAAUCUUCGGUUAUUUCAACCCAUGUGGAAGAUUACCUAUGACAUGGUACCCACAGGAGUAUGCAGACAAGGUCCCCAUGACAAAUAUGAACAUGAGACCAGAUCCUGCCACUGGUUACCCUGGCCGAACCUACCGGUUUUAUACGGGUGAAACCGUAUACGCAUUUGGUGAUGGGCUGAGCUAUUCCCCAGUGAGUCACCAUCUUGCCUCAGCACCUAAACUAAUCUCAAUUCCCUUGGGAGAGGGUCACAGUUGUCGGUUUCAGAAAUGUAAAUCCAUUGAUCUCCUUGAAAGUGGUUGCCAAAACUUGGCUUUUGACAUUCAUUUAAGAGUAAAGAACACAGGAAGAAUGGGAGGAAGCCAUACAAUUUUCUUGUUCACCACUCCUCCAUCUGUACACAACGCCCCUAAGAAGCAUUUGCUAGGGUUUCAGAAGGUUUCCUUAACAGCCCAAAGUGAACAACUGGUCAAGUUCAAAGUGGAUGUUUGCAAGGACUUGAGUAUUACUGAUGAACUAGGAAACCGAAAAGUGGCUUUGGGGUCACAUUUACUUCAUGUGGGGAGCUUGAAACACUCAUUGAAUGUAAGGAUCUAAAUUGGAUCUCCAAUAAAAAAAAAUGAAGCUGGGGAAGAAAAAGGUCUCUCCAACUUCUCUCAGGACAUU
Messenger RNA from Telopea speciosissima, 2674 nucleotides. Its product is annotated as beta-xylosidase/alpha-L-arabinofuranosidase 2-like. The transcript has 7 exons. Gene Ontology annotation, biological process: arabinan catabolic process; xylan catabolic process. Gene Ontology annotation, molecular function: xylan 1,4-beta-xylosidase activity; alpha-L-arabinofuranosidase activity. NCBI's taxonomy places the organism in Eukaryota, Viridiplantae, Streptophyta, Magnoliopsida, Proteales, Proteaceae. The record is from RefSeq and is a predicted model, not a curated record. Gene Ontology annotation, cellular component: plant-type cell wall. Bases 284 to 2605 code for a protein of 773 amino acids.